GCGUUGCAACGCAAGCUCCCCUAGUUGAAGGCAGCACAGCUAGAGGCCAUAUUGGAAUCUAUGAAGUCGGUUUGCACUUUGAUGGAACUGACUGUCUGUCGUUUUUGGGGAGUCUCUAAAUCGCUGUCCCGGAUUCACACCCGAGUGAUCGCGCCAGGCAUUCCACCCGAGACCCCGCCACGUCCGGACGGCGCGUUGUCUCGCUUCAUUUCGUGGGGGAAAAAAGAAUGAGUCCAACCGAUGCUAAGCGAGGGGCUAAACGCAGGAAGAACAAGCGGGGCGGUGGCAGCAGUUGCAGCGCUGUCUGCAAUACCAGCGGUGGCAAGGCCGGGGUUGCCUCGGCCCUGGGCUGUGCGGGGACAGCGACACCUGCCUCGGUCGUCAGCUUUUUAACAACCGGCAGUGCGGGCACCGGGAGUAUCGGGUCCAUCGCGGGCAUCAACGGAGAGGUAAGCAACAGUGUUACACCCCAGUUUACGGAAGGACCGGUGAAUGCUGACUUCUCCGGGGUCCUCCAGACCCCAUUCACGUUCGGCUUGAACCAGCGGGCCCCUUACACGGCCGGCGAUAGCUGCCUCUUAUGCCGAUGUGAGCGCAAAGACAGUUCCGUGCCUCCGGAGGCGGGGAUCUCGGGCCUGAACGGUACGGCGCAGGCCAACAAGACGCCCAGCGCCCUCCAGCUGCCCCUGUGGGUGUGCUCUGACUGCAGGCGCACAGUGGAGAAGGAGGACCGACACACUGCUCUGGAGCAGUCUUUGGGGAGCCAGGACUUCCUUUUGCACCUGCCCGUGGGUAACGGAAACCUGGGCCAGGAGGCAGCCACGGGGGACAGACUGACCACUGCUGUGCCUACACUACCCAUGCUCCCUGCCCCGGACCUCACCGCACCGAUGCCUGCUGAUACAGUGUGCAGCUGUGAAGCCUGCAACGAGAGACGGGAGAUCUCUGCUGAAUCGGAGAGGGAGUCGCAGCAGCUACAGAACCACUGGUCGGAGGUUCGCUACCUGGUGCGCUGCAUCUACCGCCAGACCGGAACACCGUUAGCAGAUGACCAUGACCAGCCCUUGGAGAGGGACAAGGAGGGCAUGAAGGAGCUGGUCGAUAGGCUCUGUGAGAAGGACCCUUACCAGCUAUAUCAACGGUUGGAGCAGCAGGCGCGUGAAUAUGUCUUGGAAAUGAAGGUGCGGCUACUGAAGCACCUAUCGACAGGACCCAAGACUACAGGACCAGCGGGGACUGCGGCCCUGGGUCCUCCUCAGGCCUACCAGUUCAUUUCCCUGCUGCUGGAGGAGUACAACGCCCUCUGUCAAGCUGCACGCACCAUCAGCAGCUUCCUGCUCACCCUGGAAAAUGAGCACCUUCAGAAAUUUCAGGUGACGUGGGAGCUGCACAACAAGCACCUUUUUGAGAAUCUGGUGUUCUCUGAACCGAUCUUGCACAGCAAUUUACCUGCACUGGUUGCACAGCUGAAACAUGGCACAGCCUCCCAUGAUUCCUACAAUGAAGAUAUGUACAGGACCUUGUUAGAAAGCUACCAUCAGCUGCAGCGGGAGAUGGCUUCGGUGGCUACUGAAUGGCAGGAGUGUGAGAAGAGGAUUGAUGACUAUGUAGAUGAACAGCUGCUUUUUAAGGUGGAGGGUCAGAGUCUCACCAACCAAAGAACAGAGCCACACAAGUCUUUAAUAAGCAAAAACACGUUGAAGACUAAGCAGCGAAUGCUCAAGGAGGACUGGGAGUUCUUUAAGCAGAGGAGGUUUAUAGAAGAGCAGAUACCGAACAGUAAGAAGCCCCCCACCGGAGACCACAACUUCACAGACACGAUGAGGAUGCUCUCGUCUCGUCUGAGUAUUCCAGACUGCCCAAACUGCAAUUAUCGAAGAAGGUGCACGUGUGACGACUGUAGUCUCUCCCACAUCCUGACCUGUGGCAUCAUGGACUCUCCCAUCGCCGAGGACCUCCACAUCAAGCUGCCCCUGCAGGGCGAGCCGCCCCGCGACUACCUGGCGGAGGUGCACCCUCCCAGCCUCUCCUCCGGCAGCUCGGCCUCCGGCUCCAACUCCAGUUCUCCCAUCACCAUUCAGCAGCAUCCACGGCUCAUUCUGCCUGAAGGCGAUACCAACACUUUUAUCAGUGAUGAUGACGAAGUGCCUCCGUUGUCCAGUAAGUUCGGGGACAUCUACCCUAUGACUGGUUAUGAGGAUAACCGCGUUGUGACCGCUGCUGUGAACGGCCUCCAUAAUGACAUCAAUGGGGAAUGUGAAAACGUGGAACUAAAGGCAGGGUCUCCUCACAUGACCAGCAGCAGCAGCUCAUCAGAGGGCGAUGAGGAGGAAGUUGACGGUGAGGUCGGUGGGGUGCCCAGGGACCAGCUGGAGGAGCUUUCCUCAGGAAAGACCAUCAGCCCUCCACCUUCUUACAACCACCAACAGGUAGAACAGGUCCAGCAUGCCUGCGAGUGCCACGUGUGCAACCAAGACCCCAGCUCCUCCCCCCUCGGCCCUGCCACAUGCCUGCCCCCUAGUCGCCUCCACGCUGCUCCUCCUCCCGCUGUUGGACACCAGUUCUUCACAGACAGCAAGACGCCCCCCACCCACCCUGCCCUCCACCUCUACCCCCACAUCCACGGCCACCUGCCCCUACACAACUUCUCCCGGCCCCUGCUGCACCCUACACUCUACCCUCCCAGUCCUCCUCUCACACACAACAAGCCUUUGCCUCCAAACCCGACAUCAAACCACUCGGCGGCCAAGCAACCGGCCUUCAGCCCGUCGUUACCGGAGCACGUUUACCAGAACUGCUUUGGCGGUGCAUGUGGCGCUGGCGACUGGAACAGCUCGCUGCAGUGCCUCUCGCUCAAGUUUGAGAACCUUUGGGACGCUGCUGUUAUGAAGAGCUGGAAUCCAUCUGUCCUGUUGCCCGAGUCCCUUCCAGGUGACAUGCUCGGCCCACCCCUCGCCGACAUGCCCCUCCCCCCAACGUCAUCGAUCGGCCCCCAAGGGGAGCACCCCUCGCUGCCCACCCCUCUGCCCCCUUCCUGCUGCGCUUCCUCGUCAUUGUCAUCGUCUUCGUCGUCGUCGUCGUCGUCGUCAUCAUGCUCCUCUUCAGAAGCCAAACAGCAGAAGAAGAGCGGUGCCAAGAAGAAGUGUCUCUACAAUUUCCAGGAUGCCUUCAUGGAGACCAACCGAGUAGUGAUGGCCACCUCCGCCUCCACGUCCUCCGUGUCCUGCACUGCCACCACUGUCCAGUCAAGUAAUAACCCCCCCAUCCACCUAGCAUCUAAAAGACCCAACUCUUUAGGUAAUAUAGACGAUGUAUUUCACAAUCUAGGUAAAGAGGACCAUAGGCAACCCGCUCCAGCCCCUUCAAGAAACUGUCCCACAGGACUGACCUCCCUCCCUCCACUCUCGGCCCCCACCCUGCCCCCAGCACCCACCACGCACCUUCCCACAAUGGGAUCCCAGCCCUUUCCAAAGAUGGCUCCUCCGGCCCCGGACUUCAUGGAGACCCACCAGGGUUUGUGCCUCCCGCCCGCCGAGCCACCGAGCUCCUCAGCAGACGGUCCCGUCAGUGCCCCACCCAGUGUCUGCAGUGAUCCAGACUGUGAAGGCCAUCGCUGCGAGGGGAAUGGGGCCUACGAGCACCAGCCGUACGAUGGGGAGGAGAGUCAGGACGAGGACAGCUGCUCCGAGCAUAGCUCCUCCACCUCCACCUCCACCAACCAGAAAGAAGGAAAGUACUGUGACUGCUGCUACUGCGAGUUCUUCGGGCAUGGCGGGCCCCCAGCUGCUCCUACCAGUCGAAACUAUGCAGAGAUGCGAGAGAAGCUGCGCUUGCGUCUGACGAAGCGUAAGGAGGAGCAGCCUAAACGGGAGGAGCAGCCACCGGUGAUAGAGCGAGAUGGAGGGGUGGAGGACCACAGGCGGGUGGAGGACCUAUUGCAGUUCAUCAAUAGCGCUGACAAUAAACCUGCCUCCAGUUCUAAAGCAGCCAAACGGGCCAGGCAUAAACAAAAGAAGAUGGAGGAGAAGGCCCGUUUGGAGGUAGAGGCCCGUGAAAGGGAGGAGCAGCAGAUGUUGGAGGAGCAGCAACGACGACAGCGGCAGCAAGAGGAAGAGGCGGCGCUUCAAAAGGAACUGCUCCGGCUGCAAGAGCUGCAGCAGCAUCGGGCUGCCAAGAAGAAAAAGAAAGAGAAAGCGAAGGAAAACACCGCUCCCCCACCAAACAACCCGCAGCCCCUCAAACAGACAGCUCAGAACGUCUUAGAUAACCUACAGAACGGAAAGUCACACUCACUGCUUCAAAGCCUCAUCAGGCUUCCCGAAAAGAAGGAACCCAGAAUAGACCCCCUCCCCCGCCCCAACACACAGCACAGCCCACGACACGCGAGUGAGAGGGGCUUUUCUACCGAGACCAACAUCCCCAACUGUCAGGCCGUCCUCCACAAUGGCACUCCUACAUCCCGGCUGGAGGUCAACGGUAAAGUGAAGGCCAUGCAGUCUGCGAAGGUGGCCACGUGUGAGGCUGCUGUAAAGAAAGCCCCAGAGCUACCCAAGAGCCCAGAUGUGGCAGCAAAGCUAGCGAAUGGCACGGCCCCCGCUACACCAGACAUCAAAACGAUGCGAAUCAGGCCCGCCGAGGCCCUGGCUCCCCUCCCGACCACUGAACCAAGGAGGGAGGACAGGUGUAACUUUGGAGGCGCCAGUGGGAAAAGGCAGCAUCAGCAGCUACAACCACAACAACCGCUGACCCGAACAAAGGAAGACAGGCGAAGUCCACCUGGGUCAAACUCUUCCACUUCACCCCCCCCAGCCUCGCUGUCUGAGCAGAACGGCAAACCGCCCAGUGCAGAAUCCCCACAGCCCAAAGGCAAGACCAAGAAGAGCAAGAAGAAGAAGGGGGACAAGAUGAACACCUCAAUAGAUGACGUAUUCUUGCCUAAAGACAUCGACUUGGAUACCACUGAAAUGGAUGAAACGGAGAGGGAGGUGGAGUAUUUCAAAAGGUUUUGCUUGGAUUCUGCCCGGCAGCCCCGCCAACGGCUCUCCAUCAACUGGGCAAACUUUAGUUUGAAGAAACUCCGUUCGCUGCACAUUGAGGCUGUUGGUCAGUGACUGUUGGGACACAAUCAGUACCGUUAACAGCUCUACCAACCCACACGUUUCCCCCCCACACACCCCCAUGCUCAUCCCUUUACCUCCACCCAGCUGUUGUCCUCCCAGAACUUCUCUCCCGCUGUGCGCAAAUCACACCCACGCUGCCUUGCUUUGUUCUUGUCGCUGUGGGGUUCCAACACGGGACCCAUCUGGAUCGAUCCACCUGCAGAACUGAAAACAAAAAUUUCAUUAAAUGACACAAAAGAAUCACAAAAAUGCUACUUUACAUCUUGAUUUAAUUUUCCUUGCGUGCUUGUGUGCUUUUAGUCCGAGUCGGGCAUUUCUUUUGACUUUAAAAAAAAAAAGAAAAAAGGCCAUGGUCUGAAAUUAUUUUUCUUUUAAUGGCUUACCUGUAGUCAAAAGAUGCUUACUAUGUCUGGAUGGUUUCCUUCCAACAAAAAAAAAGAGACAAUGGAAACUACACCAAAAAAAAAAGGAAGAGAAAUGUAAUGAAUUAAAAGCUGUAUUUGAGAUAUUGUGGCUUAAUAUCCCAUCGUUUCCCGUUCCUCGCACGGCAUCUCAUCCACAUGAUUGACAAGGGAAUGGGCUUGGUCAGCUGGUCCCAACCACCCUCCCCACCACAACCCCCACCCCCAACCACCCUGUUUCACAGAAAGGAGGAAAGCGUAAUACUUGACAAUGUUCUUUUUUUAUUUUAUUUUUUUUUAUUUGGGGGGGUUUUAAGUUCUGUUUAACAAACUGUUGAGUAAAAGUGUACCAGUUACAGUUUUUGUUUUCUUUAUUUUUUGACCUGUAGCCAGCUUGUAUCAGAAUACUUUCAGAAUGAAAUCGAAAAAAAGAACAAUACUCACACUAUCAAUCUGUUAUAGAGUGUAUAUUGUAUUAACACUGAAGCCAAACUGGCUACUUUUAACAUAUUGUUAAGUAAUAUUAAAUCUUGUCUUUCUUUUUUGAAAGAUGGAAUACAGUAGUAUGGCAGGA
Messenger RNA from Cyclopterus lumpus (lumpfish), 6095 nucleotides. RefSeq names its product family with sequence similarity 193 member A (gene fam193a). Lineage: Eukaryota; Metazoa; Chordata; Actinopteri; Perciformes; Cyclopteridae. The record is from RefSeq and is a predicted model, not a curated record. The transcript has 23 exons. Bases 228 to 5111 code for a protein of 1627 amino acids.